Xylaria bambusicola is the source of this 1631-nucleotide messenger RNA. RefSeq lists its product as uncharacterized. The record is from RefSeq and is a predicted model, not a curated record. NCBI's taxonomy places the organism in Eukaryota, Fungi, Ascomycota, Sordariomycetes, Xylariales, Xylariaceae. Bases 87 to 1601 code for a protein of 504 amino acids. The transcript is spliced from 4 exons.
AUUAAAAAGAUAUCUGAAGACUGCGCAAAUUAUACAGAAUCGCUUUCAGCUACAUUUUUAGUGUGCAUUUGUAUUCGACAUCCCAAAUGGAGUGCAUCUCAUCACCUAGGCUACAACAAAUUAGGGUUGGGAUUGACCAUCACCCAUCUGCAUCAGCUGCGAAUGGCUUCGAUGCAAAAGAAGCUCAUGCCAAAGAACAUGCCACAUAUCAAGAUAAUCUCUUAUCAAAAUGCCCUGCUCAUCUGUGGUCAAAGGCUUCCUAUCGCGCGGCCAGUCCACGCCCAAUUCUCGUCACUGAGCAUCAUCAGCAACGAGUGGAGGCGUUGUCCGAGGCAUUGACUACCGCUUUGACCAGCAUCGUCAAGAGAUGGUGGAGCGACGAAGAAGCGCGAUUCUUCGAGCGCAUGCCCCUUACAAGAGAUGAAGAAGAGCUCCUGAGGUGGCUUGACGAUCAAGUAUCGCAGGGAAAGUUGAAGGAUUACUCUGCAUGCAGGGGAUCUUGGAGACCGGAUUUCUUGAUCGAAGAGCGCGCGGGGUCUAGGGAUGGGGUGGCCAUAGAGAACUUCAUGAUCACGGAGAUCAAUGCUCGCUUCUCGUUUAACGGGGCCUUUUACGUCUCAUAUGGGCAGGAUGUGCUAGAUGAGAUGCCCCUGGGACAGUUAAACUUAAGUAGUACAACGACUUCCGCGACAAUGCUAAAUGGUUUGCGGACCCUCUUCAAUCCGACCGUGCCCUUGCACCUCCUUAUUGAAGAGGAGGCAGGAAUUGACAUCCAUAUGUUCGUUCACGCUGCGCAGGACAAAUUCGGGCUUACUCCGCGAAUGAUCAGGCCAUCAGACCUCAGACUAGAACCUAGUCCCGACACGCACAGCGGGUAUAAGCUAUGCUGCUUAACAAAAGGAGAUGGGGCAGGCGAAAUGAUUCCUCCUCCACCUACAUUCGUCAAUGACAAAGGCGAGACAGUAGAAGAGAUUCUCCAGGUGGGCUUAGAGCUCCGCCAGCACGAGCUCUUUGGUCUGCCGCGGGAAAUACUACGACAUAUAAGCCUCUGCUGCUUCAACGACCUUCGAACCUUGUUACUGGUCCACGACAAACGCAUGCUCGGCAUCGUGAAGCAGGAACUAGGACGCUUGGUGAAACAGCAGGUAUUGACGCCGGCUCAAGCGCGGGUCUUGGAUGAAGGCAUUGUGGACACAUACCUUCCUAAUUCACCCCAGCUAUCUAGCCUUCUACAGAAGUCGAUCUCUGAACCCAGUCUGAAGGACGACUACAUCCUUAAGCCGGUUCGAGGCGGGAAAGGAGCGGGUAUCAUAUUUGGGGAUGACCUGACCGCCGAGGAGUGGCUGUCUAAGCUCACUGGCCUACUGUCCCAGGCCCCUUUCUUGGGGACGACUUAUGUCAUCCAACGUAGAGUCAAUCAUUGCCUGUAUGACUUGGUAAUGCCUGCGUCGGUGGAGAAGGUGAGAUAUCCUCUUGUUGGAACGUUCCACAUAUUCCACGGGAGGUUCUGUGGUCUGGGCAUUUGGCGCUCGAGUGCAGAGCGCAUUUGCGCCAUUAGCUCGGGAGGUUCCAUGCUUUGUUCUGUCAGCAGAAGCUUGUGAUUGAAGGUGUCGAAGGCUUGUGGUUAAAUC